This is a messenger RNA of Leptopilina boulardi, 2172 nucleotides long. RefSeq names its product succinate--CoA ligase [ADP-forming] subunit beta, mitochondrial (gene ScsbetaA). Gene Ontology annotation, biological process: succinyl-CoA metabolic process; tricarboxylic acid cycle. The transcript is spliced from 7 exons. Gene Ontology annotation, cellular component: mitochondrion; succinate-CoA ligase complex. Gene Ontology annotation, molecular function: succinate-CoA ligase (ADP-forming) activity; metal ion binding; ATP binding. Lineage: Eukaryota; Metazoa; Arthropoda; Insecta; Hymenoptera; Figitidae. The record is from RefSeq and is a predicted model, not a curated record. The coding region runs from base 172 to 1521 and encodes 449 amino acids.
GUGCUCAGACCUUUAGAUAGCUCAUUUAUUUGUUGUGUGGUGGGGACACAAGGCCACGACACGAAUACAUCUUGCACUUGACAGUCAACCUCGCCUAUUUACAACAUUUGUAUACAGAGUUAGAUAAACUUCAUUCAUUGUUGGUCACUAUUUUGUAGUAAAAAAAAAAAUAUGGCUACCAUGUUGUCUCGAACGAUUUCAUUAGCAGAGAGUAUUACUCGAUAUAAUGGAACCAAGAUUUUAGCCUGCACAACUGAUGUAUCGAAGCAGCAGAAAAGAAAUUUGAAUGUGCACGAACAUAUUAGCUACAGUCUUUUGAAUGAAGCUGGAAUUCCUACACCUAAAUUUGGAGUGGCCAAAUCUCCAGAAGAAGCAUCAAAAAUUGCUGCCAACCUACAAACUAAAGAUAUAGUUUUAAAAGCUCAGGUCCUUGCUGGAGGACGUGGCAAAGGCCAUUUCAAAGGUACCAACGUUAGUGGCGUGAAGAUGUGCGAAACACCAGAAGAAGCCAGAGUCCUAGCCAAGAGUAUGUUAGGGAAGUUAUUAAUAACGAAGCAAACUGGAGAAGCUGGUAGAAUUUGCAACUCUGUGAUGAUUACGCAACGAAAGUUUCCUCGUAAAGAAUACUAUUUAGCUGUUAUGAUGGAAAGAGCAUUUGGUGGUCCAGUUAUAAUUGCAUCAAGUCAAGGAGGAGUUAAUAUCGAGGAAGUUGCUGCCACAAACCCGGACGCCAUAAUGUAUGAACCUAUUGAUAUAGAAAAGGGAAUUACAAAAGAACAAGCAGAUAAAAUUGUUACUAAAUUAGGCCUUGAUAAUGUUAAGGAUUCAAUUUCUAAGAUGAUAAUGAACCUUUAUGAAAUGUUUCUUAAAAAAGAUGCUCUUUUACUUGAAGUUAAUCCUCUCGCAGAAGAUAUCAAUGGAGAAUAUUUUGCUUUGGAUUGCAAGUGUAGAUUUGACGAUAAUGCUGAAUUUAGACAAAAAAAUCUAUUCGGUUUACGAGAUUGGUCUCAAGAGGACCCUAAAGAAGUUGAAGCAGCAAAAUUUGAUUUGAAUUACAUUGCACUAGAUGGUAACAUUGGUUGUAUGGUUAAUGGAGCCGGGCUAGCUAUGGCUACUAUGGACAUCAUAAAACUGCAUGGAGGAGAACCUGCAAAUUUCUUAGAUGUUGGUGGUGGCGCAACAGCUUCUGCUGUUAAAGAAGCGUUUAAAAUAAUCACAUCAGAUCCGAGAGUUGAUGCUCUUUUAGUUAAUAUCUUUGGUGGAAUCAUGAGAUGUGAUGUUAUUGCUGAAGGUAUUAUUGCAGCGACCAAAGAACUUGAUCUCAGAAUUCCAGUUGUAGUUAGACUGCAGGGAACUAAUGUCGAUGAAGCUAAAGCUCUCAUAGCCAAUGCUGGACUAAAAAUUGUUCCAGUUGAUGACCUUGAUGAGGCUGCAAGAGUAGCUGUGAAAUUAUCAACUAUCGUGAAAAUAGCUGCUUCCGCAAAAGUAGGCGUUAAUUUUGAAUUACAUUCAAUUUCAUAAAUCUAGAUUCAAUUGUAAAACGUGAUUUACAUUUUACUACGUUUAAAAUAAACCUAUUGAAUUAGACAAUUAAUCCGAACAAAAUGUAUCAAUUACUUAGAAAAGAAAAACUACUAUUCAAAUGCACUAGUGUUUAUGUUACACUUGAGAACGUACUAAAAGUUUGUAUGAUACAUUUUUGCUUAAUUUUUUUGUUAAAGCAAGCUUCGUCAAAUACAAAUAUUCGUUUAAUAUUAAAAUGCCAGCAAUAUACAUGAAGGUUGAAUUAAACUGUUUAUUAGCUAAUUGUGUAAGUGAUCUUCAGUAAUAAGAAUUUUAUUCACAUUAUAUUGGUAAUACGUUUUGUAUCAAUAUAUUGUUUAUUUUAAGUGUAUAAACAAAGUAGUUCAGUAUUAAAAAUUAAAUUAUUUUCGGCGUCCUUUGUUACUGUUAGACAUAAAACGUAUUUAGUAAAGCAAAUCAAUAAAUCAAAACUAUGCUUUCUUUUUCGUCUCUAAAAUGAGUGUCUGUCAACUACAACAAAUGUAAAUCUGAUGACUCAACUUUUAACAGUAAACGUUUUCUCUAAAUUAUUAAUUUGCACUUCGAAAUUUCUAUUUGUUGCAUUAUGUUAAAUAUUGAGACGUACAUAAAUUAUUUUAUAUAUUUUUA